AUGAGGCAAAUCCUACGCCUCCGAGUAUUCAGUUCGCUACUGACAUCCACAAUGAGAAGUCACACGUACAUUGAUACUCUGGGCUCGGCCAGCAUUAUGGCCCGAAUCCUCGACGGCAAGGCUUUGGCUGGGACCGUGAAGGACGAAUUGAAGGAACUAAUUGCAAACUGGGUUAACCUGGGUAACCGGGCACCAUCCAUCCGCUGCAUCUUAGUAGGAGAGGACCCGGCUAGCCACACUUAUGUAAACAACAAGAUCAUUGCUGCAAGAUAUGUUGGCAUUAACGCUGAAGUGAUCAAACAUGAGAGUACUAUAUCCGAAGAACGGCUCAUCCAGGAGAUUGAAGCCCUAAAUGCUGACAGCAGUGUUGAUGGUAUCCUGGUUCAGUUGCCAAUACCUGAGACCAUGAGUGAACGGAAAGUGUGCAAUGCGGUCGCUCCUGAAAAGGAUGUUGACGGUUUCCAUAUUGUGAACAUCGGACAGCUGUGUGUUGACAUGCCUACAUUAGUGCCGGCUACUGCUUUAGCUGUUAUUGAGAUGCUGAAGAGGUUUAACAUCGAAACUUUUGGACGUAACGCGGUUGUAGUGGGCCGGUCUAAGAACGUAGGACUACCGAUUGCGAUGAUGUUGCAUAGUGACAAGAAACAUGACAAUGGUUUGGGCAUGGAUGCUACGGUAACCAUUUGCCAUCGCUACACUCCAAGUGAACAGCUGACUGUCUUCUGCCAGAAUGCUGAUAUUAUUAUUACGGCGACAGGUGUACCUAAACUAAUAAAGGCGAAUAUGAUCAAGCCUGGAGCAACCGUUAUAGAUGUUGGAAUCACCAAAAUUACUGAUGAAAAUGGAAAAUCCAGACUGGUGGGAGAUGUUGAUUAUGACGAGGUUGUCAAAGUGGCCGGUGCAGUGACCCCGGUCCCCGGUGGAGUAGGACCUAUGACCGUAGCUAUGCUGAUGCAUAACACCUUCCAAGCAGCCAAGCACUUAGCCCAAAAGGCUCAAUUACAGUAA
Messenger RNA from Spodoptera littoralis (African cotton leafworm), 1008 nucleotides. NCBI's taxonomy places the organism in Eukaryota, Metazoa, Arthropoda, Insecta, Lepidoptera, Noctuidae. The record is from the annotation of a GenBank genome assembly.